This is a messenger RNA of Xyrauchen texanus (razorback sucker), 5921 nucleotides long. RefSeq names its product pleckstrin homology domain-containing family O member 2-like. The record is from RefSeq and is a predicted model, not a curated record. Bases 240 to 2210 code for a protein of 656 amino acids. Lineage: Eukaryota; Metazoa; Chordata; Actinopteri; Cypriniformes; Catostomidae. The transcript is spliced from 6 exons. Gene Ontology annotation, biological process: macrophage apoptotic process.
CUUACCGGAAACAAAACUUUUUUUUAAGCCAAACUUGAAGCAUUGCUGAAGUCGAAAGAGGAAAAGAGCAAAAGUACCGUUACAUUUCAGCCUCGCAUACAGUUCCUUGUUUUCCAUCGUCAUGUCGGAUCUGAGAAAGUUCAGAAGAAGAGAAAUCGUCCGUUUUAACUCGAGAUAAAGACCAGCGUCGAGAGUUUUCUUUUGCAUAUAACUGGAUCAUUGUGAUUUUUUUUUUAAACAUGGAAGAUGUAGUGAAAGAGGAGCCAGUCAAGCCCAAAGAGGUGAAGAGCACUGGGAAGGCUGGCUGGUUAAAGAAGUCUUCAGGGAAGUUCUUGAGCGGCUACAAGGACCGAUUCAUUGAGCUGGAGCGAACAGAGAUUGUGAUCUAUGAGAACGAGGAAUUAACAACGUGCCUGGAAAAAUUGGACCUGGACAACUACGAUAAUUGUCAAGAGUUAAAGAGUCCAUUCAAGAAGAAACACAGGCUGGUGCUAAUACGAAACCCCAAGAGCGGUAACAAGGUCCAAGAUGUAAAAUUUCAGGCUCAAACUCCUGAAGAGAAAGAAGCGUGGAUCAAGGCAUUCAGUGAAGGCAUCAACAAGGCAAAGAAUACAAUUUUAGAUCAGGUAAAAGUGGAUGGAAGCUGCUCUUUAGAACAUGUUACACGCUCUCGGCCAAAAGGGAACCGUGGAAGAAGACCACCAACCAGGAUACACAUGAAGGAGGCUGCAAAUAUUUCAAGUGAUGGAAUUUUGAGACUGGACCUUGAAGGUGAUGUUACCAUGCAGAAUGGAACUCACACUCUUAAUACGGAAGGGGAUAAACAAACUGAAACUUUGAAGUCACCUGUGACUUUGAAUGACAUUCCUGAAGAGGACAUCAAUGAAGAUUCCACACCCCAGAAAGAAAUUAUAAAGUCACCCAUACAGCCAUCGAAAGACGGUCAUAAAGAGGAUGAACCCAACAAUGAGGAACCUUUACCCAAAAAGAAGAUUCUUAUGCCCCCAAUGCCCCCAUCAAAGCAGAAUAAACCCAAUUUCUCAGUUGAUGGAAGUGCUGUUGGAGAUAAUUCCUCAGAUGAAGAGAAUGCUGACAUCUGCGAACUGACACCGUCCAUCAAGAACAUCCAGUCCCCAGCGCCUCCAUCCAAACAUAUGAAGCCCAGUCAAAUGGUCAUACUAGCCACAGUCACAACAGAAGGAAAAGAAACUCAAGAGAAGGAUGAAGAGGUUGACGGUAAUGAUACUGAGGAAGAUUCAGCUUCGGACACUCAGAAGAGAAAUGAGAAAGAAGACCAAGUGAAAACGGAAGAGGUAGAGACCUUUACUCUAUCCAGUAAUAUUAUAAAGCCACAAGUAGUGAUGUGGGAUUCUCCCACUAUAGCAUCAAAAGAACCUCCGGGUGAACAAGAAGAGCAAAACUCAAAGAAAGCAUCAGACAUCACUGAAGAAAUUACAACCUUGAUAGAACCUUGCCAACGUAAUGUGACACCAGUUUCAACCCCUGAAGCAGUAAAAAAGAGUCCUGGACCCCUUGCUCCACCCAAGAAGAAGCUCUUGAAGCCACCUGUAAAAAAGGAGGACAUUCCUCCCCAAAGUGACCCCAUGGUCAUUACCAACACCACCACUUCAUCUUUGGAAAGGGUCUUGGAGCAGUCUUUAGAGAAAGAUGACAUCAAACUGACAACUCCAGAAUCCAAAAUUGAGCCAGGCGGCAAUAUGUCAAGUGAAGAGUUAGAGGAGAAGUCUUUAGACAGUGGUCAGCACUCAGGUGAAGAGUCUGAGAGUGGUGACCAAGUUAUGUCAUCCACCGCAAAGCUGAAAGGUAGUUCCCAGGGUCUUGAUGGGGAGACAAGUGAAGAUGAUCUAGAACCAUCCGAUAGCAAAGCCGAGAGUUUGGAGGAACCAUCUUUAGAAACCCCCACACCCGCCCCUGAGAAUUCAGUUCUCAACAUGCAUCCAACACCAAGCCAAUGUGCUAACAAGUCCCUGCACCUAACUAUGCCUCCCAAGCAUUCCUCCAAGGCUCGCUCUGCAUCCCUGGGAGACCUCUUUGCCAAAAACACAGAGAAAAUGGAAGGCAAGGGGAAAGAGAUACCAAUUAAAGAGUUGCUGAACGAAAUUGCAACUGGACAGAGUAUGGAAAUUAAGGGGAGAGCAAGUCCAGAGAAUUUUAAAGAUCAUAAAAAAAUCAACAGAUUAAGUUGGUAAUGGUAAGUAAUGGUGGAUGGAACCUGUAAGGACAACAUAAGCUUUUAUGUUGAAAAUACAAAAUAUGCAAAUUAUCAAAUGUAAUUCUUUUCCCCAACCCAAUGAAUUUGUUCAGGUCUGACCACCUUUUAAAACUUUGCCAGCCAAAAUUCUUUAUAGUUUAGCUUGUGUAGCUAUAAGUAGUUAAGAUGCUAGUCCUUCACCAGUACUUAACUAGCCUAAUCAGCAAGACUUCAUUGGUCAACCACCUUCAGCUAAGUUUUGCUGGUUCACCAGCUGAACCACAACCAAACUAGCAUAAACCAGCCUUUAACCAGCGUAGUCAUAACUGGUCUUUUCAAUGUGGGAUCCUCUUGACCAGUUCUUUGAGCUAAAUUUGAUCAUGGUACCAUUUAUUUUGUGGCACCAGCUAAUUUGCAAUGUGUUUCUACCUUGCUGAGGUAAUGAUCUUAAAGAUUCCUUAAUAUUUGUUAUUCUAUGAAUUUCGUCUUGUAGGUAGUUAUAUUGUGCACUUCAAUGGAGUGCAACAGUCAGGUAAAGUAAAAAUCCCAUUAUUUUCUCCAUAGGUACAUUUAUUUUUAUUGAUACAAAUAUAACAUAAACCUUUAAAGAACUACUGUAAGCUUGGAGGUUGUUAAUUGAUGGUAUAUGCUUCUGUUGGAGACAUCAGUCCAUGUAAUUUCAACUUCUUUUAUAAACAAUUGUGUUUAAUUGUGGAAACUGCUGGUAGUUAACGACACUACCCAUGAUUGUUAAGAGAAAGAUCCAUCAAUCAACAAAUCAUGCCCAAUAAAGCAUGCCAAAAGAGCUCCUAUGAAACACUGUAAAUGACACAAUCUUAUAUUUGGAUGUUUUACAACAAACUUAAAAUGUUUUGUUUCUAUACUUUUAAUAAACAACUUUAAAUCAAUAGUGUUAUAUUUUCAACCAAUUACGGUAAUUGCCGUAAUUACGCUAAUUCGAUUACGUCAUGCGUACUGCUUCACGCUAACUGUAGUUUAUCCCCUCAUGAAAGACGGUAAUGCAAAGUAUUGUACCUUUGUCUUAUUUUCCAACACUAUUUUGCUUUAAAUCAAAGUUUGUAAUAUUGUGAUUCACCUCAGAGCUGGUUGAUUUGUUUCAUGGCUUAGAACACUUCAUGAAGAACUUUAUGAAAUCCCUAUGGAAAAAAUUAAUAAGAACAAUAAUUCCGGGACCAAGAUGGCUGAAAAAGUGAGCGAGCACUGAUGCGCUUUAUAGACAGUAUUACUGUAGAUGUUAAAAUGGAUCACCUCUGUCACAGACUAAUUGCCCCCACAAAUGCAAUAUGCACAUAACCAUUAUUAGGAUUUUUUUGCUCAGUUAGUAUACAUUAGCUUUUAUGCUCACAGAUGUUUGUUGUGCGGCGUAUGUUGUAUGUAGAAUUUUGCACUGUUACUCCUGUAUAAAAAAUGCUGUAUGUUUUGGGGCAUCAGUCUUUAAGCUCUGUUGUUACCAGCAGACAGCUGUUCAGUUAGCAAAUAUAAAAUGAGUGAAAAAAAAAGAAAUUGCAGGGGAGAAAUGACUCUAAGAUAAUAUUGAUUACCACAAAAAUGAAAAUUGACUUUUUCUUUAAAAAAAAAAAAAAAAGCAAAAAUCUGGGUUACAGUGAGGCACUUACAAUGGAAGUGAAUGUCAUAGUAAAAGGGAACGACAAUGGUAUUUUUAAGCAAUAAGUAAAACAUUCCAUAAUCAUUCCAUAAUCUAAUGACUACCUAUUCUAAUAAAAUAUCCACGUUUUUAAAAUGUUCAUAAAUAGGAUCACAGCCUGUUUUACACAUCAUCAAUCUGUUGGAUACAGUGUUUCUACUGUACGUGUAACCUGCGUGGUGCUUUCUCGCAAAAGUGACUACAGUUUAAGUUGUUAGUAGUCUUCACUUUAGAGGUUGGAUUCCAUUUAAAAUUCAACUCUUUACAAUAAGGUUCUGUUUGUUAAAAUAAGUUCUGUAAAUGCAUUAAGUAUCAUGAUUGCAUCGUAAAUGUGAUCCUCAUGAAAAUUAGAAUUAAUGAUGAUCGAGUUUGUAAUAGUUCUGUUAUCAUGCAUGACCCUUAUAGAAAAUACUCAAUGUGGAAACCCAGAAAUGACUUUAUUGUCCAUAUAAAGCCACAGCUCUUUAUGUGUGACAGCUCAAUGCUUCGCUCAAGUUCUGCAGAAGCAAGAUUUGUGAAACAGGCCAAUGCUGUAACGCUGUGUUGAAGAUACUUUACCCAACUUCAUUAUCUGCCAUCAUCACUGUAAAGUGUUUGCACAUCAUAACACACACACAUAAUAGUGAAAGCAGUGUUAGUUAAUAGUCUCAUGUUCUUGGAAACACAGAUGAAGAGGGCACAGAGGUUUCCUGUUCACACACUUUAUUUUCUUAUUAAUAAUGUACAGAAACUAGCUUCCUCCUGCCUGGCCUAUAUUACUUUGAGCUCCAUUAUUAGAGAAUAGUUGAUAUUAUUGCUAUAUAUAUAUAUAUAUAUAUAUAUAUAUAUAAAAUGUAUGUACAGUACUGUGCAAAAGUCUUUGGCACAUGAGAUGUUUCACAAAAGCAUUUGUCUUAAGAUGGUUAUUUAUAUCUUCAGCUUUAAUGUGUCAGUGGGGAAUAUAAACGUUAGACUCACAAACAUUACUUUUGCGAAUAGAAAAGAUUAGAAUAGAAGAACAGGGAGCCCUGCAACAGAUGUCAUGGCCCCCACAAAGUCCCCCACUGAACAUCGAGUCAGUCUGAGAUUACAUAAAGAGUCAGAAGCCACUGAGACAGACUAAAGAGAGAGAAGAACUGUGGCAAGUUCAACAAGACACUUGGAGCAUCCUAUCUGCCAACAACCAAGAAAAACUGUCUCCAGGUGUACCUAGGAGAAUUGGUGCUGUUUUAAAGCCAAAGGUGGUCACACCGAAUAUAGAUUUGGCUUUUUUGGGGUUUACUGGACUUUGCAUGACAUUAAGUGAUCAAUGAAAACUAUUUAUGUCAUUAUUUUUAAAGACAUCCUCACUAUGCAACAUUUUUCACCAGUGCCUAAAACUUUUGCACAGAACUGUAUAUUCUGUAUAUUAAGAAAUCUUUGCUGUGUGUAAGAGAUAGUUAGUUUCACUUCUACUUUGUUUUCUAAAUUAAGAACAGAGGGGAAGAACAUUUAAAAGGCACAGUUACUCUAGACACAACAGAGCUGAGUGAAAAGUUUCUUUGUGGUACAAUUUAGUAAAAUAUGAUCUUGCAUGUUAAUAGCACUUGACAUAAAGUACUUAGUCUUUGAUAAUGAAUACAAUUUUUAUUUUAGAUCUCUGCCCUUCUGGUCUUACAUUUCUUAGCAUCUUCCCUCUGAUGUUACAAUGUGUAUGAUUUAGCUCAUAUUUCAAUGAAAACUAUAGCUCAGUGAAUAUAUGAACAUUAUGUUGUAAAUAACAUGGCUGCCAGUGAAAUGCUUAAUAUUUAAGUUAUUCAUGUUCUGACAUGUCUUUUUAAAAACAAUGCUUACGAUCACAUAUACGAUUCACUGUUGUAUGUCUAUAAUUUGAUUAUUAAUGUUUGCUAGAGGCUUACGGUUUUAAUAUGUCGUACAGUAUUCGUUAAUGGUUGUUGUGUUUACUAACUGGUCUAAUAUAUAUUUAUAAAACAAUCUAAAUGGAUAUGGAAUGUGCAAAAAUUGGGAAAUAAUUGCUUUGUAAUGCAUUUCUUAAUAAAGACCAAGUGUGUCCUUAACAUGCAA